Molecule: messenger RNA, 819 nt
Organism: Myripristis murdjan (pinecone soldierfish)
Lineage: Eukaryota; Metazoa; Chordata; Actinopteri; Holocentriformes; Holocentridae
Gene: hoxa11b
Product: homeobox A11b
Exons: 2
Coding region: 1-819 (272 amino acids)
Biological process (GO): regulation of transcription by RNA polymerase II; anatomical structure development
Cellular component (GO): nucleus
Molecular function (GO): DNA-binding transcription factor activity, RNA polymerase II-specific; RNA polymerase II cis-regulatory region sequence-specific DNA binding
Source: RefSeq, a predicted model, not a curated record
AUGGAUUUUGAUGAGCGGAUCUCCGGGUCUAAUAUGUAUUUGCCGAGCUGCACGUACUACGUCUCCGGAACAGACUUCUCCAGUCUCCCUCACUAUUUAACCCAGAGUCAGUCCUCUUGUCCCAUGACAUAUUCUUACCAAUCCUCAACUCUGCCACAGGUUCCGUCGGUAAGAGAUGUGGCUUUUAGAGACUAUGGCAUUGAUACCUCCAGUAAAUGGCACCACAGGGGGAGCCUAUCACACUGCUAUACCGAGGACAUCGUGCACAGGGACGGCUGGACAAGCCCGAGCUCACUGGGGGGAGAGAUAUUCAUGAAAAACAACUCCAGUGUUAGCCACUCCAGCUCCAAUCCGACGUCCAGCUUCUAUGGCAGCGUGGGCAGAAACGGUGUGCUGCCCCAAGCCUUUGAUCAGUUUUUCGACACUGCGUACGGGAACGCAGAAAAUACACCGACAGCACACGCAGACACGGACAGACUCGCCACCAAAAUCAGCCCGGCUCCGGCUCCCAGCUCAGACACGGCGGAGAGCUGCAGCCCCAAGUCCUCCUCCGGCAACAAUGAGGAGAAACACACCAAAAACAGCAGUGGCCAAAGGACGCGCAAGAAAAGAUGCCCGUAUUCAAAGUACCAAAUAAGAGAACUGGAGAGGGAAUUCUUUUUCAGCGUCUACAUCAACAAAGAAAAACGCCUCCAGCUCUCAAGGAUGCUCAAUCUCACAGACCGCCAGGUCAAAAUCUGGUUUCAAAACCGGAGGAUGAAGGAGAAGAAACUGAACAGAGACCGUUUACAGUACUACACCUCAAACCCCCUGCUAUAA